Messenger RNA from Esox lucius (northern pike), 5281 nucleotides. It is a transcript of the gene upf2, whose product is annotated as UPF2 regulator of nonsense mediated mRNA decay. Gene Ontology annotation, molecular function: protein binding; RNA binding. The record is from RefSeq and is a predicted model, not a curated record. Gene Ontology annotation, cellular component: exon-exon junction complex; cytoplasm. Gene Ontology annotation, biological process: nuclear-transcribed mRNA catabolic process, nonsense-mediated decay. The coding region runs from base 106 to 4005 and encodes 1299 amino acids. NCBI's taxonomy places the organism in Eukaryota, Metazoa, Chordata, Actinopteri, Esociformes, Esocidae. The transcript is spliced from 23 exons.
GGCAUAAUUUUUGGAGCCCAGUCUAAGGGGUCCUUCCUCUCACAGGGAAAUAUAUAUAUAUUUUUUUAACUCAAGUCCGAUGUUUAUGUUGAUAGAAAUUGAAGAAUGCCUGCUGAGCGCAAGAGAUCAGUAAACAUGGAUGAGAAAGAGGUGAGCUCCUUCAGUAACAAGGACAAGGAGAAAGAGCGGGAUGGUGAGAGGAGGCCGGCCUCCUCCCGGGAUAAAGGGAAGGAUGAAGUCAAGUUGAGUGGAAAGAAAGACAGUGGUAAGGCUGUAGAGGAGAAGAGGAGGAGACAGGAAGAAGAGAAGAGAAAGAAGGAAGAAAAGGAGCGAAAACGCAAAGAGGAGGAGAAACAGAAGGCAGAGGAGGAGCAAAGGAAGAAAGAGGAAGAGGACAAGAUACAGCAGGAGGAGCAGGAAAGGAAACUUCAGGAAGAGGAGGCCAAGAGACAGCGUGAAGAGGAGGCAGCUCAACUCAAGGAGAAGGAGGAAGGCCAUCAGCUGCACCAAGAGGCCUGGGAGCGCCACCAGAGCCGCAAGGAGCUGCGUGCACGCAACCAAAACGCCCACGAAUGCCGUCCCGAGGAGACCUUCUUUAGCCGCCUAGACUCCAGCCUGAAGAAAAACACAGCAUUCGUCAAGAAGCUGCGCACACUGACUGAACAGCAGCGUGACGCCCUUUCCAACGACUUCAGCUCACUCAACCUCAGCAAAUACAUUGGCGAGGCGGUGGGCUCGGUGGUGGAGGCCAAACUGAAGAUCUCUGAUGUGGGUUGCGCCGUGCACCUGUGUUCCCUCUUCCACCAGCGGUAUGCUGAAUUUGCUCCUCUGCUUCUUCAGGCCUGGAAGAGGCACUUUGAGGCGCGCAAGGAGGAAAAGGCGCCCAAUGUGAGCAAGUUGCGCACUGACUUGCGCUUCAUCGCAGAACUCACCAUUGUGGGCCUGUUCACAGACAAGGAGGGCCUCUCACUCAUCUACGAGCAGCUGAAGAGCAUAAUUGGGACGGACCGCGAGACACAUACACACGUAUCAGUGGUCAUCAGCUUCUGCAAGCACUGCGGGGACGACAUUGCUGGACUGGUGCCUCGCAGGGUGAAGGCUGCACGGGAGAAGUUUGGCCUGACCUUCCCUCCCAGUGAGAUCAUCAACACAGAGAAGCAGCAGCCCUUCCAGAACCUGCUGAGGGAGUACUUCACCUCACUAACUAAACACCUGAAAAAGGACCACCGCGAACUGCAGAACAUUGAGAGGCAGAACAGGCGCAUCCUCCACUCCAAAGGGGAACUGAGUGAGGACCGACACAAACAAUACGAGGAGUUUGCCACGUCCUACCAGAAGCUACUGGCUAACACUCAGUCUCUGGCUGACCUGCUGGAUGAGAACAUGCCAGAGCUUCCACAGGACAAGACUGUGCAAGAAGAGCAUGGUCCUGGAAUCGACAUCUUCACCCCUGGAAAGCCUGGGGAGUAUGACCUGGAGGGGGGCAUCUGGGAGGACGAGGAUGCUAGGAACUUCUACGAGAACAUGGUCGACCUGAAGGCAUUUGUUCCUGCCAUUCUGUUCAAAGAUAAUGAGAAGGGCAAGGAAAAAGAGGAGGCUGCUGCUAAAGAGGCCAAAGAUGCUGCCGCCACCACGGAGGAGUUGGAGCUGGAGCUGGAAGCUCUGGACAUCGCUGACGACCCCCUGGAGAUGGACGGGCCGGACGAGGCAGAGAAUGAGGCAGAGCUCGCCAAGAAACUGUUGGACGAGCAAGGUAAAGACGAAGAACAAGAGGAUGAGGAGGCCAGCACAGGGUCCCACCUGAAGCUCAUUGUGGACGCUUUCAUCCAACAGCUCCCCAACUGUGUCAACAGGGACCUCAUAGACAAGGCUGCCAUGGAUUUCUGCAUGAACAUGAACACAAAGUCUAACCGGAGGAAGCUGGUCCGGGCUCUCUUCACUGUCCCCAGGCAAAGGUUGGAUCUGCUGCCCUUCUACUCUCGUCUAGUGGCUACCCUCCACCCCUGCAUGUCCGAUGUGGCCGAGGACCUGUGCUCCAUUCUUAAAGGAGACUUCAGGUUCCACAUCCGGAAAAAGGAUCAGAUCAACAUCGAAACGAAAAAUAAAACUGUCAGGUUUAUGGGCGAGUUGGCCAAGUUCAAGAUGUUCUCCAAAACGGAUACUCUGCAUUGUCUUAAGAUGCUACUGUCAGACUUUUCCCACCACCACAUAGAGAUGGCAUGCACCUUGCUAGAGACAUGUGGACGGUUCCUCUUCAGAUCCCCGGACUCCCACCUGAGGACAAGCGUACUUCUGGAGCAAAUGAUGCGUAAGAAGCAGGCCCAGCACCUGGACGCUCGCUACGUCACCAUGGUGGAGAACGCCUACUACUACUGCAACCCCCCGCCCAUGGAGAAGACGGUCAGGAAGAAGAGGCCCCCGCUGCAGGAGUACAUCCGCAAGCUCCUCUACAAGGACCUCUCCAAGGUCACCACGGAGAAGGUGUUGAGGCAGAUGCGUAAACUCCCCUGGCAGGACCCGGAGUGUAAAGGCUACCUUAUCUGCUGCAUGGUCAACAUCUGGAACGUCAAGUACAACAGCAUCCACUGUGUGGCCAACCUGCUGGCCGGUCUGGUGGCCUACCAGGAGGACGUGGGCAUCCACGUGGUGGACGGCGUGCUGGAGGACAUCCGACUGGGCAUGGAGGUGAAUCAGCCCAAAUUCAACCAGCGUCGGAUCAGCAGUGCCAAGUUCCUGGGGGAGCUCUACAACUACCGCAUGGUGGAGUCAGCGGUCAUCUUCCGCACCCUGUUCUCCUUCAUCUCGUUCGGGGUGAACUCGGACGGCAGCCCCAGCCCCCUGGACCCCCCCGAACACCUGUUCCGCAUCCGCAUGGUCUGCACCCUGCUAGAUACCUGCGGACAGUACUUUGACCGCGGCUCCAGCAAGAGGAAGCUGGACUGCUUCCUCAUCUACUUCCAGAGGUACAUCUGGUGGAAGAAGAGUGUGGAGGUGUGGAGCAAGGAGCACCCGUUCCCCAUUGACAUCGACUAUAUGAUCAGUGACACCCUGGAACUGCUCAGGCCCAAGAUGAGGCUCUGCACAUCACUGGAAGAAUCCACCAGGCAGGUCAACGAGCUGGAGAGGGAAUUUCUGGUCAAACUGGGUCUGGCCAAUGAUGGACAGAAGGACGGCCGGCCCUCCAGCGCAUUGGGGAGUGAAGGGGAGACUGUAGAUGAGGAUGAUGACGAUGAUGACGAAGAGGGAGGGGCGGACACAGAGGAGCAGUCGGGCAACGAGAGCGAGAUGAACGAGCCAGAGGAAGAAAAACAAGCACACAAUCACACACUCCAUCUAAGAACCUGCUGUGUGUUCCAGGAAGGGUCUGAGAAUGAGGAAGAGGAUCGGGAGGAAGAGGAGGAGGAGAACACUGACUAUCUGACCGACUCCAACAAGGAGAAUGAGACCGAUGAGGAGAACAAUGAGGUGACCAUUCGUGGUGGCGGCCUGAAGCACGUGGCGUGCGCUGAGGAUGAGGACUUUAUCCAGGCUCUGGAUAAGAUGAUGCUGGAGAACCUGCAGCAGCGGAGCGGAGAAGCAGUGAAGGUGCACCAGUUGGACGUGGCCAUCCCCCUGCAGCUGAAGAGCCAGCUGAAGAAAGGCCCGGGGGGACCCGUCUGCCCAGGAGAGGGAGAGGCGGAUAUCUCUGAUACCAUGCAGUUUGUCAUGCUCACACGCAAGGGCAACAAGCAGCAGUUUAAGAUCCUGAAUGUGCCUCUGUCGUCCCAUCUGGCCGCCAACCACUUCAACCAGCAGCAGGCAGAGCAGGAGGAGAGGAUGAGGAUGAAGAAGCUCACUCUGGACAUCAACGAGAGACAGGAGCAAGAGGACUACCAAGAAAUGAUGGCGUCUCUGGCCCAGCGUCCCGCACCAGCCAACACCAACCGGGAGCGGCGCCCGCGCUACCAACACCCCAAAGGGGCACCUAACGCCGACCUCAUCUUCAAGACUGGAGGAAGACGCUAGACCAUUGCGACCUAUGGAGGAAGGAGCUGCAGUGAUGAUGGAGACGCUAAUAGGAGUCUGGCCGAGGGAGCGAGCGAAUGAGGAAAAAAAAUAGAGCAAGAGAGGGAGCUGACCAUCAGUCUCGCCCGAGCAGGGAGUGAGUCGGCCAGCCGCCCACUGAUGCAAGUGCAGACACCCACACCUGACCCCGCCCCUGAGGGAGAGCAAAGGAGGAAGGGCGUCAACGGGACGGGGGGGCACACCCUUCACCCAGCUGAGGGGGUCCAGAGACCAGCCCUUUCUUUCUGUCCGUCGCCCGGGACGACACCAGCACAGCCGCACACAAACACCCCACCCCGUCGGAAAAAACGCGAGAACGCCUCGAGAGAAACCAAAAUAAACUAAAAAGCAACUGACCAGCUGACGGACGUAUGAACCCGACAGACACGGACGCAGACAAGACAGCUGGGCAGCAGGACAACAGACCGCGGUCUAACCUUCAGUCCCGUGACGGAUUGGGAUUGAGGUGCACGAGCGCUCGCACGGGCCGGAGAACAUGAGAGGAAUGGACAGAAUGCGUUGAAAGCAAAAGGGGACGGGUGAGGGCUCAUCUUUGGAGAUGGACUGUGCUUCUCUUACUGGGAACAAAUCUGUUGUUCAGUCUUUUUUUUUAUUUUAUUUUUUAUCUCUAUCUAACUAAAUCACACAGUUCAAAAAAAAAAAAAAGCAGCUCUGAAAGGAGGUACGUGAGACGUAGAGGAGAGGACACAGACCGAGUCACCAAACUAGGGAACGACUCACUAAACAGGGUAACGAGGAGGGGGGCGGGAUGUGUCGUUUCUUGAGUGUGAGUGUGCGCUUAGCUCCUCCUCCUCAUGCUGUUAGGAGGAUCCUGCUGCAACUGUGACGACCCUGACCCAGAGGCGGGUACGAGACCAGCGUUUUAGCAUCCCAGUUUUAGUAUAUAUAAGUGAUGAACAUAAUACAUAUUCUUUAUUUUUUCAGCAUUUUUGCUUUCUAGUUGUUUCCUUUAUGUUCAUGAAAAAUCUAUUGAAUUUUUUUGUGAUACACAGUUUGCGUUGAUUUGGAAUUUGUGUGCCGUAUUGUAGUGACUUGACAAGUGGAUCAGAUUCUUAUCAGUGCUGUUGCUUCCUGAGUCAAACUCAGUGAUGAUUGAUUAUUUUUUGAUGCUUUCUGUCUGUUUUGAAUCUUAUUGAUAGUUCUCUACUGCAUGGGCCUUUCUGAACCAGCUCUGUAAGCCAAUUUCUGUGUUACAGUAAAGGUUGUCUGUUUGUGA